AUGCAACGACUGCGCUGCUCCUUGGGCGCCACAUUUGUGACGUUUCGGUGUGAAGCACUCGUGCGCCGUCAUGGGAGUGUGGCGCUGCGGCCCGUCGGCUACGCGCUGCACGUCCCGCGGCGAUUCUUUCACCCCGCGUCGCCGUUCGCCGCGGCGUUAGCCACACAGCGCCGUUGGGUGCGCGCCCGUGGCCACGCCGAAGAAGGGUCGCAACAGCAGCAAGAGCAAGAGCAAGGUGGGGGUGACGAGGGCGCACAAAAGCCCGAUGGAGAGAAGGGCAAAGCCGAGGAGAAGCCCGCCACUGGUUUCCGCGCCCAUCUGCAAGGACUGAAGGAGGACUAUGUGCGCUUUCCUGAUAUUUACAAUAGCGCCAACGCCCUCAACUUCAUUCUCUUCACUGUCUUCUGUCUGUGCAGCACCGGCAGCAACGUGGAGGAAAAGUGGUGGCUGGACAAUUGGGGCGUCGACGCGCGCUUCGCGCCGCUCGCAUGGGGCUUGCACUCGCUUCUGAUGAACAACUUCCUUUCCAUGACAUUUGCCAUGAUGCUUCUACACACCAUGUGCCACAGCGUGCUACCCACACUUGGCUCUCGCGGCCUCAUGCUGUACUGCGCGGCAACAGCUGUGGUGUCCGGCUUUGUGUUGUGGAUUGGCAACUACGCGGCGAACAACACGGCAGAGAAGCAGUUUGGCCCGUGGGACAUUGUGGCGGCGCUCUUCGUGAUGCAGUACCUGCACCAGGGCUUCACACCGGUGCAGAUCCUCAACAGCUUCAAUGGCUGGGUGCGAUAUGCCUGCUGGGUGGGGGCGGUGUGCAUCUUGUACUUCGACUGGCAGCCGACAGCGGUGGGGACGCUAGUGGGGCUUGCGCUGUGCAAAGGCCACCCGAAGUUCCGCGUGACAGGGCCCGCUAAGUGA
Messenger RNA from Trypanosoma grayi, 918 nucleotides. RefSeq lists its product as hypothetical. Bases 1 to 918 code for a protein of 305 amino acids. NCBI's taxonomy places the organism in Eukaryota, Euglenozoa, Kinetoplastea, Trypanosomatida, Trypanosomatidae. The record is from RefSeq and is a predicted model, not a curated record. The transcript has a single exon.